Messenger RNA from Danio aesculapii, 5585 nucleotides. RefSeq names its product adhesion G protein-coupled receptor D1 (gene adgrd1). Bases 263 to 3028 code for a protein of 921 amino acids. The transcript has 26 exons. Gene Ontology annotation, biological process: cell surface receptor signaling pathway; adenylate cyclase-activating G protein-coupled receptor signaling pathway. The record is from RefSeq and is a predicted model, not a curated record. NCBI's taxonomy places the organism in Eukaryota, Metazoa, Chordata, Actinopteri, Cypriniformes, Danionidae. Gene Ontology annotation, cellular component: membrane. Gene Ontology annotation, molecular function: G protein-coupled receptor activity.
GAGCGAGAUACUCACGGACUCAAAGACGAUGGAUUACAAACUCUGAAUAUUUGAAAGUAACAGCAGAUCCUAUCUGUUGCUCAUUUCAACGUCAUAUUCUGACGCACUCAUAACUUUUUUUUAACAAAUUAGCUACACUAACAAUAGCCUGACUUUACUUUGAUUUAAGCGCAAUGAUUUGUUCGUUUGCCAUUGACGACGCAAUAUAGAUUUGACGUUUACAGUUCUCUCUUCUUCUGUUGCUAAAAACGUCUGUUAAACAAUGGACUUAAUAUACUUCAGUGUUUUACUUAUGACUCUCCUGAGCGUUUUUCAGGUUCGUAGUGACACGGUAUCACCAUCAAAACAUCCAGGUCUGCAGGUUCUGGCCACAGCUUCACACUACUGGCCCCUGGACUCUGUGGAAGGGAUUCACGGCCUUUCGGACCAGAUUGGGAACAGAACAGGUCAUGUUAAUGGGACUAAUAUAACUGUCAGAAUCCACAACCACACUGUCCUGACUACCCCUAAUUCUUCUUCUGUGUAUACCAAUGACUCUGCCUACACUAACAUUUCCGCCAUUGUAGACAUUGUAGAAGGAAUGGUGAAUAAAGGCAUCUAUCUGAACGGCAAUAACGGGGCCACUUUCCUUCACUUUGGCAACUAUAAGGACUCCUGCAUUAGUGAUCCUACUCUCUGCGGACCUGCUGGGAUAACGUUCUCCUUCUUCUGGAAAAACAAUGACAUGGAGUCUCGUUUUGCGAUCGCAUCCGGAGGUAAAGUCAUCUCAAGCGGUUUCUCCGUCUACUCAAAUCCUAAUGGUGGAUAUGUGGAGUUCUACACCAGAGGAGACUCCAAGACAUGGAAAGCGAAUAUCGAACUCCCAGGGCCCUACUGGACACAUGUGCUCUUCACUUGGACCCAAGCAGAGGGGUUAAAGGUCUACAUUAAUGGGACGUUCAAUGUCGGAGACCCCACAGGAAAGGUUGCCCCGAACUACGGUGAUCAAUAUGCUGACCUGGUCAUUGGCACAGGAAACUUUGGGACAUACAAGCAGUAUGCCAAAGGGGCCUUUGAUGAAUUUGUGAUUUGGGAGAGGGCCCUGCCCCCUCAGGAUAUCUGGAUGUACUACAAAGCAGCCAUUGGAGAAAAUAUGAUGUCCACCUUCCCAACAGAAGCAUCCAUCAAUGUCACUGCUGCCACCGACACAGAAUUACAGAGAACCACAGAGACACCCAGACCUGCCUCCACAAAGGUAGCAGUGGAAGGUCAGAUACUUCAAGACCCCAUGCGUUUACAAUCACUAAACCUUCUUCAGUCUCUUCAGACGUUUAGUCUACCAAACAAGACUAUACCGCAAGAAACAGCCAACAAUCUUACACAGUCUCUACUGAAGAGCGUGGAUGAGGUCAUAACUGCCAGCGACUGGAGAGAAAACGAAGAGUGGAAUCCUGUUGUCAGUGGGCUGGUGGAGACGGUGGAUAAGGUGAUGGUGCACAUGGCCUCCAAACUUCGGUCCGAUCCAGACUCCGAGACUCCUCUGACCAUAGGGGGCAGGAGCUCAGUGGCAGAUUACUCUCUGAUGAAGAUCCCACUGAACCACAAUCUGGCCAACUACCGGUUUCCCACACAAGGAAAGAGUUACAUCUCAGUACCAGGAGAAGCUCUGACAAUGCAGUCUCAGACCACCAUUGUGGGUCUUUUCUACCACAAAAUGCACAACUACUACAAAAAAAUCAGCCCUCUACAAACAAGGAUCAAUGAAGCGGUGGAUUUUAAAGAUCAUAAGAUCCAGAUGGCCAGUCAUCUUAUUUCUCUGAAGGUUGAACCGUCUCCUGCACUGUCACUCAAUCUGUCCAUUGAACCACUCAUCAGGAUCGUCCUCACACAUCAGCUGAGUAAAGAACAGCAGCUCCAGGCCUUGAACCAAAGUAAUAAAGUCUUCCUUUACUGUGCCUUCCUGGACUACAGCUCCAAAGAAGGUGUGUGGUCCAAUGACGGGUGUGUGAGAGCUGAUGGAAACCUGUCCUUCUCUAUUUGCUUGUGUAACCAUCUGACAAACUUCGCCAUUCUUAUGCAAGUGGUUCCCAUGAAGCUCUCAGAGGCCCACCGGAUGGCGCUGUCCACGAUUAGCUACAUUGGCUGCUCCAUCUCGAUUUUCUGCCUGGCUAUUACACUGGUCACCUUUGCCGUUCUGUCGUCUGUGAGCACCAUCCGAAACCAGCGCUACCAUAUUCAUGCAAACUUGGCAUUUGCUAUAUUAGUCGCUCAGAUACUUCUCCUCAUCAGUUUCCGCUUUACUCAUGGCACGCUCCCAUGUAAGAUUAUGGCCGUGUUGCUGCAUUUCUUCUUCCUGUGCGCGUUUUCCUGGAUGCUGGUGGAAGGGCUGCAUCUCUACAGUAUGGUGAUUAAAGUGUUUGGCUCAGAGGGCAGCAAACACUUUUAUUACUAUGCCAUCGGAUGGGGCUGUCCUUUGGUCAUAUGUGUGGUGUCUAUGACCUCGUCACUACACAGCUAUGGAGAAGAUGACAAUUGCUGGCUGUCUCUCAAAAAUGGGGCGAUUUGGGCUUUUGUAGCUCCUGCUCUGUUUGUUAUAAUGGUGAACAUUGGCAUUUUGGUAGCUGUGACUCGGAUCAUAUCCAGGAUCAGCGCUGAGAACUAUAAGGUUCAUGGAGACGCCAACUCUGUGAAGCUGACGACCAAAGCAGUGGCAGUUCUUUUACCCAUUCUGGGCAUAUCGUGGGUCUUCGGGGUUCUGGCGGUGAAUGAUCAUUCUCUGCUUUUCCAGUACAUGUUCGCAGUGUUCAACUCUCUUCAGGGGUUCUUCAUAUUCCUGUUUCACUGUCUGUUAAACUCUGAGGUGAGGGCAGCUUUCAAACACAAAACCAAAGUGUGGACUUUAACCAGCAGCUCAAUCCGCAACAUCAAUGUCAAACCAUUCAACUCGGACAUUAUGAACGGCAACAAGGGAGGGAUGUCUCCCACAAAGAUGAACACUUGGGACAAAAGCACCAACUCAGCCAACCGCAUAGACCUGUCAGCAGUAUAAUACAUUCUGAUCCAAAAGAGUGCAGGAGGACAACAGCACAGCGCUUCCUGUAGAAAAACACGUGCCUUGCAGUAUUGCAUCGUAAACAGACUCCAAAUGAUGAAUUAGUUACUUGCAGCAAAUGGUAGAAUAGUGCACUCACAACACAAAGUUCUCUGAUGUCAUUUCCUCCUGCUGAUGAUCUCUCUAUUGUAAACUUUGGUUGAAGACACAAGGCCCGUUGUUGGGAUGAAGGAGAAUAUGACUUUUUUUUCUUCAUUCGGUAAUAAUGUGGCCUGCUGAGGAAUCCUCUAUCUCUUUCAGACACAAGAACCUGUACUUUAACAGUGUUUCCUUGCUUGGAGUGUUUGGACAACACUGCAGACCUGCGCUACAUUUGGACCACUGUUUGGUCGUCUUUUAAAGAGGCGAAUCCUCCAGUCUGGAGAGUCUCCACUUUAAGGACUCAAGAAGUGAAGUAGUGGCUUCGAUUAAUUCCUGUCCAUCUGGCACUGCAGUUCCUGCUAUUGCUUUUAAUUAGAUCUGGAAGAGAAAUGCAAUACUGGCGAAUUUCUGUCGGGUAUUCCUCAUUAUUGUGACAUUUCUCUUUUUUAUUGUAAAUGGCACUUUAUUGUAACCAAGUUGGGUACAAUUGGGGACUGAAAUAUUAUACUUGUCAACAACGGUUCAGGCAAAAGAGGUGAUUAACAUUCACAAAAUCAAUGAUGUCAGCCUUAGGAGGUCAAUGUGUGACUCAUUUCAAACAUUUUCCAUAAUUUUUCUUUGAACUGGAAUGAUACACAACCAAAGCAUAAUUUACUGUAGCCUGAAUUCAUUAUUAAUGUAAGAAAUAAUGCUUCAAUACACACUCAGAAACAACGAUACAAAAUCUGUCACUGGUGCGUCAGUUAUUCUGCUUUGAACAUCUGCAUUAUGUGCCAGAAUGGCUGUCUUUGUUUUAGUUUUUUAACCCGUCCACUGCCACUUUAGCCAAUUAUAUUCCAGCACCCUGGGUAGCCUUCAUGGAAGACAGCGUAUUUCAUUCAUUUAGUCAGGAAGACUCUCAAAGCAUGCAUACAUGACUGAAAUGUGACCUCCAGUGGACAGAAGCAGACUCCGAAAUGUGACACAGAUUCAGAGUUCCACAUAAGGUGGUUAUUAAUUAUCAAAUAAUAUAAAUAUUACGAAUGUAAACAUUAGGUGAGCAGCUUAUAUUGUAAUCCUGUGUCCUAAAGACACGCUACGUGACAAGAUUUGCCGUGAUAAGCAAUUUGCCUGUUUGCACCAGACGAAACACGACAGAAAUUUAAAUGCAGCCAUUCAGAAGCACAGAAUAGUGCACUCACUGCACUCUAGCGAAAUAGUUGUAGUUUUCAGAAAUUCACUGAACGAUCUAAAAUGAUGUCACUGCAGUUCGUAACUUUUUUAUUUAGUGGCUAAUUGCUAUGAAUUUGUACAAUUUAGUACGAUUUACUCAUCCCACAAUGACAGUUGGGUUUAGAGGCAGGGUUGGGUGCCACGCCUCCUUUUUUAAAAUCGAACACUUUGGUACGAUUGAACUAGAAUUAGCCACUAAAGUAACAAAACGUGAAAUACUUACGCUUCCUCAUGAGAUCAGGAGUCCACUGCCACUUUAGCCAAUUAUAUUCCAGCACCCUGAGUAGCCUUCAUGGAAGACAGCGUAUUUCAUUCAUUUAGUCAGGAAGACUCUCAAAGCAUGCAUACAUGACUGAAAUGUGACCUCCAGUGGACAGAAGCAGACUCCGAAAUGUGACACAGAUUCAGAGUUCCACAUAAGGUGGUUAUUAAUUAUCAAAUUAUAUAAAUAUUACGAAUGUAAACAUUAGGUGAGCAGGUUAUAUUGUAAUCCUGUGUCCUAAAGACACGCUACGUGACAAGAUUUGCCGUGAUAAGCAAUUUGGCUGUUUGCACCAGACGAAACACGACAGAAAUUUAAAUGCAGCCAUUCAGAAGCACAGAAUAGUGCACUCACUGCACUCUAGCGAAAUUGUUGUAGUUUUCAGAAAUUUACUGAACGAUCCAAAAUGAUGUUACUGCAGUUCGUAACUUUAUUUAGUGGCUAAUUGCUAUGAAUUUGUACAAUUUAGUACGAUUUACUCAUCCCACAAUGACAGUUGGGUUUAGAGGCAGGGUUGGGUGCCACGCCUCCUUUUUUAAAAUCGAACACUUUCGUACAAUUAAACUAGAAUCAGCCACUAAAGUAACAAAACGUGAAAUAGUUACGCUUCCUCAUGAGAUCAGGAUGAACAAUCACAAUAACAGAGUUGACAAAUAAACAAUCACUACAACAAUAACUGAUGUAGGAGAGUUGACCAGAACAUAAAGACAGACACAAAAUUUAUUUUUUCAUUAGUGAAAUUACAAAUAACACAGAAAUUAGAUAUUUCAUGUAAAUGUUUAUUUCACUUAGUAAACACACAAAAAAGAUCAAAAAUUAGACUUGAAGUUGAAGGUAUUAUUCGGGUAUUAUUAUUCUUUUUAUGUCAAUAUUUUCAAAACUAAAUGUCCUUAAAUACUGUUCAAAAUGUUGUUUUACAUAUCUUUAAUAAAUCUUUAA